ACCGAGAGAGUGAGUGAGAGAGAGAGAGAGCGGUGCAUGAUGGGUUAUUGUCCUGAACAUUAUGUCAGCAUGCAGAUGUUGCCCAUUUUCCUGAUGAAAUUAGCUUCUGUACAGCAUCAGUAUCAGAUACAGUGUAUUCAGGGUGCCUACGCUUACACGCAUGACUGCACAGCCUCUCUCUCUCUCUUUAUCUUUCUCGCGCUAUUUGUGUGCUCUGCGUCUGUGCAGGCAACACAGCGAGGCUGAGAAAUGCACCGCCACAGGCACUGUGAUAAAGCGAGCGAAACAGUGUGCUCUUAUUGCCUUGUCAUCUAGAUUGAUUUUAUAAAUCUGCAGGUGUUUGUUCAGGGCGAAUCAUACAGGUUUCUAUAGUGUCUUCUGUAAUCUAUACAUGCCAUAGAAGGGAAAAUACAUUUAAAAAAUUUUUUUUAAUUAAAUUGAUUCAAAUGGGCUUUUUUUCCCCUUAAAACCUGCAGGAGAGGUUUCUAACAUACCAUAGACGUGUAUGUAUCAUGUAUCACUGUUAAAGAAGUCUGCCAUGUUUAAUACAUGAAAAUGCAAUAUUACAGCACUGAUUGUACAAUGCAGUAUAUUUACAUUUAUUUAAAAUGAUUAUGCUUUGAAUAUAAAGACCUUUUACUGGAGUGAAAUUGUAACAACUGUAUGUACACUGACUGCACAAAAUAUCUAUCUAUCUAUCCAUCUAUCUAUCUAUCUGUCUGGUUUUCCUAUACGCCAAUCCAUUGAAUCCUUGAUCUAUCCAUGACCCAUCCAUCCAUCCAUAUAUUCAUCAACAUUCUACUCCUCAUUCUCUGACCUAUCUAGCCACAUACUCAGCAAUCCAUAUACUUGUUAGUCCACCUGUCCAUUCAUCCAUUCAUCUACUACCCAUCCAUCCAUCCAUCCACAUAUCUAUGCAUCCAUCCAUCCAUUCACUGAUCCAUCAGCCAUCCACUUAUUUAUCCAUCCUCCAUCCAUGCAUCCAUCCAUCCAUGUUCUACCCAUCAUUCUCUGACCUAUCUAUCUGUAUCUACCUUUCCAUCCAUCCAUCCACCCAUCCAUCCACUUAUCUAUCUAUCUAUCUAUCUAUCUAUCUAUCCAAUUCCUCUUCAGGAAAUAUUAUGCAUAUCAUUAACAAUAUUUUUGUAAAUGGAUGUCGAACAGAUUCUCAAAUAAACCAGUGAACCUUAUGUUGCUUGAGGCUCAGAUCUUCUGCCCCCACUCAUUUCCCAUAAGCAUACGCAAUUCAGAAAAAAAUAAAAUCGAUAUGGAAGAGAAAUGCAAGCUUUUUCAUGCUGACCUUAUUCUUUCUUUCAGAGGUCAGCACCUUGACCUCAGUCCCACAGGGCUUUCAAACAGCUCCACCUUUUUAGUGAUAAGCAAGCUAGAAUAAAUAAUGCUCCUUCCUUCUACCUCUACACUGUAACCUAUGCCUCAACAAAUUUGAAACUUUACAGAAGUUAUAAAGGCAUUACUGGGAAAAGUAAAAGGUUUUAGUGAGCUACUUUCCAAAACAGGACACUUUUUUCUGGAAUGUGUUUCUCUCUCUGGAGCCAUGGACCCUGAGGUGUCUGAGUCUGGAAAUCUAGAUCAGGAGAGAAAACUUGAAUGUACCUGCGAUUCAGAUUCAGUAAAUCCCUGUGUUCAAAUACUUUCAAGUCAUCGUGAUCAAGGAAUAACACAAGAAAGCACAGGGAGCACUGGGAUAAAAGAGGAGAUAUGUUUGAGUGUUGAAACCCCUAUGGUUUCAGCUACAGAUGGACUAAACAUGAGGGACAUUCACUCAGGAGAGUGUCUGGCUGAAGAACCUUUGCUUAAUGAACAUUUUAAUAACCUACAUCCUGAUGAAAGUGAGCACACAGUGUCAAGGACAGAGAGGACAGGUGGUGGGAUCAGCAGGACACCUGGCCAUUUGAAUCAGGAACCUACCGACUCUGCGGUAGACGAAUGCCCGAUUUGCACCGAGCCCUAUCACACCCAGGGUGACCAUAGUGUUGCGCUCCUAAACUGUGACCAUACCGUGUGCCAGCGCUGCUUGGCCGUCAUGCUCAAGCGGGCAGCGGACUGCUCUCGAGUACAGUGCCCCCUGUGUCGGCAGAAAACCCCACUUCUACAGUGGCAGAUUUACAGGCUUCAGGAGGAUGUCGCAUUCUGUACUUCUCAUCCUGCAGAUCUCUCAAUCCUGACGCCGCAACCAGAACCAGAAGUCAGCACAGGGUUCUGUUCGAGUCUGGAGCAGUGCUUGCAGGUGCGGGCUGAGACGGCUCGAGUAUGUGGAUGUUUUGAGCAUCCUCGUGGACUUAUACAGGCCAUCCGGCGCAUACAGAGACGCUGCCGUUGCUGCUAUGUGACAUUGCUGGUCAUACUAUAUAUGGUAGAGCUGAGCUUUCUGAUGCUAGUCUUUCUGCCCGUCCUCGUACUUGUACUUCUGUUCACUCUCGCAACCUAGAUUGAGGACAGUGACCCAGUACUAAGGAAAAGCAAGGCACAAUUGCUUCCUUUUGCAGAAUGUGUGAAUUUAUAGACAUAAACAGACUUGACAAAUGCACUUAAAGGAGCACUGUGUGAUUUUUGAGCAUCCUGUAGCUUGCAAAGCAUAAUUCAGCUGUUCUUUCCACCCAGUCUCCACUCCCUCUGUUGAAAUCACACAUUUUUUUCCUUCAAUAUGAUUCAUUGACCUGUUCUAGACGUAUUAUUAGAAUAGAAAUAUAUUGUAAGUAUUUAAAAGGAUGGGUGAUGAAAUUAAAGCGGCAGUAUGUAAUGUUUAAGCGUGUUUAUAUACGUAAUACAUAAUACAUAAUCAUAAUUUUAAACAUGUCUUGACUUUAGAGACAGUGCAAAAUAGAAAUUAUAGCACUAUUUUUGUAAUGUGACAUGUUUCAGAGUUUAGGGGGAAGGUAGAGCUGAAUAAUAACACAUAAGAUUAUUGCUUAACUUUUUUUAAUGAUACUGAUUGUUCGUCAUAUUGAUGAAUUCCAUACAAUAUGAACAGAGACACGAACUAAUAUGAUAGAAAUUGUAAUAAUUUUGACUGGAAGAUGGGCAGAGCUGGGCA
Messenger RNA from Pangasianodon hypophthalmus (striped catfish), 3055 nucleotides. Its product is annotated as E3 ubiquitin-protein ligase RNF186-like. The transcript has a single exon. Lineage: Eukaryota; Metazoa; Chordata; Actinopteri; Siluriformes; Pangasiidae. The record is from RefSeq and is a predicted model, not a curated record. Bases 1556 to 2449 code for a protein of 297 amino acids.